UUCUACAGUAGCAAAACAGGCCAGAAGACUACUUGCCGGGAGCUUCUGACUUCCCCCUGCGGACGAUCGUGAAUCCGUUGCCUGCUGGAGACAGCACAGCCGACGCAGAGCGAGACCCUCCCUUUUCAUUAUUAUUUUUAGCCCAAGCACAAACAUGUUUGGAUGGUCGGCCCGGCCUUGGUUUUAUAACUCCGCACACCCGGCAGAGAAGAAGAGGCGGAAUUGGAAUUGCUGCCUCGACAACAUCCUAAGCAACCAGAGGGAGCGGAUCGCGAAGGAGCUAGAUGUCCAGAAGGUGCUGUCCCCUCUGGCUUGCAAGGGGGUGUUAUCCUGGGAGGAGUACCAGGACGUCGCGUGCUGCGAGGAGCAAGCUGCGUCUUUGCUGGAGAAACUGGCCUGCAAAGGUCCCGGGGCCUUGUCUGUCUUCUGCUCCAUCCUGGAGGACGUCUGCCCACACUUGCUCAUUUCCAUUCUGCUUGACUCUCCAGGUGGGUUUUCCCAGACCUUCUCGGAGAACAACCCGGAGAGCUCCAAAACGAGAAGAGCUUCAGAAAUGGACAAUCACGAUCCCACUGAAACCAGCGAUGCGGAAGGAAGCUCUUCAUUUGAGGACCUGCUAAAUCACUCCUUCAACAAGCACAGGGUCACCCCCUCUUCCGAAAACCCCAGCGGUUCGAAUUGUAGCGUAAGCCAAGGGAAGCCUUCGCUGAGAAGGAUAAAGGGUCGGACCCAUCGCAGCAAAAGCCUGGACAGCCUUGAUCUCUGCGAGUUCAAUGAGGAGAAAAUCUGA
Candoia aspera is the source of this 790-nucleotide messenger RNA. RefSeq lists its product as uncharacterized. Gene Ontology annotation, biological process: regulation of apoptotic process. The record is from RefSeq and is a predicted model, not a curated record. Lineage: Eukaryota; Metazoa; Chordata; Lepidosauria; Squamata; Candoiidae. The transcript is spliced from 4 exons. The coding region runs from base 155 to 790 and encodes 211 amino acids.